UCUAUGAUUGUUGUGCAGUGAGCGUGCUAAAAGCUUGAACACAUGUUUUAAUUUGUAAAGUUAUUAUAAUUUCUACCAAGUAUUGAAAAUAAACACAGAAGAAAAAUAAGUUUUUAGAUAUGGCUUCCAAAAGAAGAUUGCAGAAAGAAGUAAUGGAUAUUAAAUCUUCAAAUACAAAACAGUUUCAGGACAUUCAAAUGGACGAGAUGAAUAUGUCUUCACUGCAAGGUCUGUUGAUUCCGGCCACUCAUCCAUUCAACUUAGGAGCUUUUCGGAUUGAGAUAACGUUUCCAGCUGAGUAUCCUUUUAAGCCUCCGCAAUUAAUUUUCAAGACGAAAAUCUAUCACCCAAAUGUCGAUGAGAAUGGCAACGUGUGUUUGUCGAUUAUAAGGCCUGACAACUGGAAGCCAGCCACCAGAUUGUCGCAGAUCAUCGACUCACUCGUCGCUCUUAUUGACAACCCUGAUGCAGAGCACCCUGUCAGAGAGGAUAUAGCCAAAGACUACAUCAAAGACCGCAACAAGUUCUUGAAGGAUGCCGAACAAUUCACCAAAAAUCACAGUGAAAAAUUGCCGUCGAAUUAAGAAGUUUGGUUUAGUUUCUAGUUUAUGUAAGUGCUGAAUCAAACAUACCGUUCUUGAUAAUGACCGUUUUUGUCCAUCAAAAGCCUAACUUAUAAAGUAUCCAAGAGAUGUUUCAGUGUUAACAGAAUACUUUAUCAAGAGCUAAAAUACGUAAUCUACAAAGAAUUGAUAAAUAUAUUUGUCCUGAUAAGCUAAGUAGCCUAUUGUGUUUUGUAUUUGAAAAAAUAAUAGCCUACCGCAACUAAGUUUUUUAUUAUUGUUAAAAAAUCAGUUUCUAUAAAUUAUUUUAUAGUGUUUGUUUCAAGUUAUAUUUGUGAAUAGUCUAGAAAAUAACAUUGUGAAGCUAAUCUUCUAUAAAAUAAUUAUAACAGAUUAAAAAGAAAACUUUAUGAGAGUUUUGCUUUGUAGAUUAAGGGAAUAGGCUAAUUCUAUGGUUUCUUGUGCAUGAAUAAGGAAAUCCAUCAUUUUGAUAGAGAAAAGCAACUGAUAUUACCUUUAUAAGAUUUUCUUUUAAAAAUAGCACACCCGCUAACCAAUCUUAUCAAUUGAAAUUAUAGAAAACCCUUUAA
Nilaparvata lugens (brown planthopper) is the source of this 1153-nucleotide messenger RNA. Its product is annotated as ubiquitin-conjugating enzyme E2 L3-like. The transcript has a single exon. NCBI's taxonomy places the organism in Eukaryota, Metazoa, Arthropoda, Insecta, Hemiptera, Delphacidae. The record is from RefSeq and is a predicted model, not a curated record. Bases 120 to 584 code for a protein of 154 amino acids.